AUUUUUCUCUCCCAGUCCAUUGAUUUUAAAAUCGCUGAUCAGAAAUCAGCAGGCGUGCUCUUAAUUCACGGCCUCGCCACGGAAGAGGCGUCGUUCUGAAACAGAUUCAAAGUCAGUUUUACUGGCGAAUCGCCGGUGGUUUGUUAUUCCCGGUCACGAGACGGUACUUCCUGCGAGAACGAGGCCGAAAAGUAAACAGAAAUCGAGGUGGAAGCAUUUUUCCCCCCCGGAGUAGCUUUGAAAUGUGCAAAUUUAGCUGGUCAGCAAGUGUCUCCUAGCGUUUGUCCCGUUCAAGAAAACCAACAACGGCGGGCUGAGACAGAAGGGAAGACACCGAGAGUCUGUUGGCCAGACAACAUGGAGACUGUGUGUUUCCGGCUACCGGGACACGGGGACACGACCCUGAAGCACAUGAACUCCCUCCGGUCCCGCCAACAUUUCUGCGACAUCACCAUCGUGGCCAGCAACAACCAGACCUUCAAAGGUCAUAAGGUCGUGCUGGCGGCCUGCUCGCCCUUCCUGAGGGAUCAGUUUCUCCUCAACCCCUCACCCAGGCUUCAGGUGUCGAUGCUGUACAGCUCCUCGGUUGUGUGCGACCUGCUGCAGUCGUGCUACACCGGCAUGCUGCAGUUCAGCCCUGAGGAGAUCGUCAACUACCUGACUGCUGCUAGCUACUUCCAGAUGGAGCACAUCGUGGAGCGCUGCAGAACCGCGCUGGAGAGAUACGUGCAACUAAAGAACCCCAGUCUGCUGAAAAUGGAGGAGGACGGUCAGGUCAGACCGGUUAUUCUCAGUGCCAACGUUCAUUCAGUGGCUUCACCUCUGACCACUCAGCCCUCCCCCAUCGAGCAGCACAGCCCUGCAGUCAUCACACUGGAGGAAGAAAACAGCGAAACAUCUGCUCAGCACACCGGCGACAGCCCCGUGCUGGAUGAGCCUGACGCCAAGGUAAACGCGAUGGGUGAGGAGGACGAGAACCGGCCGGAGGACUACAGCGUCUACAGAGUGUACAUCCCAGAGGAAGAGCUGGCAAACCGAGGCGGGGAGGCGGACAAGGGAGACUCUGUCGAUGUUCCUCAGGAUCUGUGCUACCCAGAAACCAACAGRAUCUUCAUUGCGGGAGACGGCAGYGAAUGCGACUUGGACUCUGCUGAGGAUCUGAGUUUCGGGGGCCUCAAAGCGUUCAGGCGAAGACUGUCCGAGCCGAAAAUCAGCCGCGGCAGAGGGAAAGGCAGGGGGAGGGGAUUCAAGAAGCGAAAGUGGGGAUCGUCCCAAGAGAAAAGGUCGCCGACCUUAGCUCACCGUCAAGAUCUGUGGUAUGCUGCCGCUGCUGGACUGGGAGGGGGCUUUGCCCUGGACUUCAGCCAGGAGGAUCUGAAGACCGCAGCAAAUUAUUUYGUUGAUUUUCCCCGGUUGGACUUCGCUUUGGGCAGCGUUCACGGUGAAAAGGUCUCCCCCAUGAAUCAGUUCUCCCUGGAAGAGUCUGGCGCCGGCGAAGGGAGUUCUGGGUUGAACGCUGUCGGCACAAACGAAGGAGGGGACGAGUCCGUCACUUCCAGUGUGACGGGGCCUGUAAUCUGCGAGCACUGUGGCCUCACUUUCCCCUCAGCACACUCCCUGGCCAUCCACUCCCGCUCCACCCACCUGCUGUACGUCUGCCCCUGCUGCGGGAAGCACUUCCACCACUCCAGCAACCUCACCCGGCACAUGGCCGUGCACCGAGGGGCCGCCAAGGCCCACCAGUGCCCCCUGUGCUACAAGACGUUCACCCAGAAGUCCACGCUGAUAGACCACAUGAACCUCCACAGCGGGGAGCGGCCGCAUCGAUGCGCCUACUGCCACGCCCGCUUCGCCCACAAGCCCGCCUUACGACGCCACCUGAAGGAGCAGCACGGGAAAACCACGGGGCAGAACUCCCUGCACGAGCAGGAGGAGCGGGAGAGGGCGAGAGAAACUGCAGUAAGRGAGCCGGAGGAAGAACAGGAAUGCCUGGUUACUGAACAAACGGAGCAAGUGUCAUGAGCAAAAACAUGUUCCAUGUUCUGUUAAACCCAAUCUUCAGUGUAUUUUAUCAAGAUCUUUUUUAUCGGGAUCUUUUUGUGACAGGCCAACACGAGGUGGUGUACUAUUGUGAGGUAGAAGAAAAAAAUCCAGUUUUUACAAAUGAAAAGAUGAAUUAUGUGGCAUGUGUAGAUUCUAGCAAGGGCUGGACAAUACAUCAAUAAUAAUAUWUAUCAUGAAAGACACGUGAUCAAUAUCAAUAAAAAAUACGUCUGAUAGAGUAGUCAAUAAUUUUACUGAACUKAUAUCCAGAACCACAUGGCAUCCUCGGUGACGGAAAGAGGAAAGCUAAGCCAGCUAAGAUAGGUUGGCGACAUCAACUUACUCACUCACUCGCUCUUUGGUUACCUAGCAACAGCAUGUUGCUAGGUAGUUUAAGAUUUCACCACGGUGCCUCAUAACUGYUUAAAAAUUUAAAACUGAGGUGUGGUGUGAAACUUUGGAUAAAGUAGGAAAGGCCAUGCCACCAGUUCAAACUAAUCAAUAAUUAUUGAUAUCGACUGAUACUAAACACAUAUCAUUUGACAUUUUUCAGCCAUAACGCGCAGCUCCGMYAGAAUUUCUACCGGCCAAUCAGAGAACAGAAGAAGUUGUGAACGAUGACGACGUUUUUCUGCUUGUAGUUUUAGCCAUGGCAUCGCUGGAAGUGGCCGAAGCCGUUCAGUGCGUGUUGGCCGAGCUUCAAAAAUACUUGAUUAAUAUUAACAGCCGUUUUAUUCGGCUUUGCACUUMUCUUUGCAGUGCAGGAUCAGGCUAGGGCAUGACGUACGUCACGGCCGAACGUUAGCAUUGGGUAAAAUUUAAAACUUCAAAGACAAAGCGUAGAGAAAGGGGCUUGUUUUUACGAUGCUAGUACAUUUAUAUUCAUAUUUUUAUAUUAUUUAAAUUAGGGCUGGACUAUAUAGCCUAAAAUCAAUGUUAUUAUAUAUUAAACAGUUCAUUAGCUGCUUAUCUCCCUUUUCGGCCACCGUAUUUACAUUUGACAUUUCCUCCAUUUUCUCAACCUCACCGUCUCUCUGGCUUCUUCUGGAUGGGGUGGAGUCACGUGACUGCUGAAUGUACACGUAGCGCGACGUCUUAAAGAAACACGAGCAUAGUCUACUAAAAAGAUACGUUUUUUUUUUUAUUAACACUGGUGUUUACAAGUGGGAUCCAACCGACCUCACACCCAUAUCGUUUGUAUCAGUUGCCUCAGUCCUCGCACAAGGGUUAAAAAAAAACUCCAAAAAUACCGAGAUGUGCAAAAUGGCGUCGGUCAUAAAUUUGGGUGUUAAUUUUUCGGUUUAUCGCCUUGGCCAAUCGUCGUUAGAUGCUCACCGUCCAAUCUUACUGAGCUUGAACAAUUUUGCUAAGAAAAACGAGCAUAUUUCUCCUUUUUGAGUCAUUCAAAGAUAUGGAGCCACAUUUCAGAUUUCCAUUGAAACGUCCUGCUUUGUGUUGGUUUAUUACAUCAAAAUCUCCUAAAAUACACAGAGAUUUAUGGUUUUAACUUUAAUGUGAAAAUGGUUCAAGGGAAAUGAAUUGUGAAGCAUUCAUGCUCAUCAGCUUACUGCAGUCUGCUGGAUCUGCUUUUCAAAGGGUCAUGGUGACGUUAUUGAUCUUAAAGUGCUAAAAAUAUUAAAAUGCCUUCAUACGUUUACUGCCAAACCACGUGUCUAGUGUGAAGAUAAAUGGACAGUAAACAAGCAAUAUAAAUGGUCCUUUCUGGUUGUAGCUAGUAGCUGUUAAACUGCAUCUGAGUAAACUGUACCAGUGGAUAUUAUGUGAAACUCCCUGAAGCCAAAGACGAUUAUUCUACCAGUACUUUUUUUAACAUAUCUGAAAUUGUUGUGAACUAUUUUCUCUUUUGGGUUUGAGUGAGAUUUUGUAAUGUGUCAUGUAACAAAAAAUGAGAGAAAAUUACUAACAUGUCUUGUUUUUAAUGUAGAUAUUUGUACUGUAAUGGUAAAUCAGUGAUUCUCCUCUCAAACUGUUCAUCUGCUGCACACAGAAGGUUGAUUAAAACUCAUCAAUGAUCCGAAUAUCGGUUUGAAACAAGGGGAGCUGCACAGGUAAUAAACUUGGAGAGCACUCAGGAA
Poecilia reticulata (guppy) is the source of this 4139-nucleotide messenger RNA. RefSeq lists its product as uncharacterized. The record is from RefSeq and is a predicted model, not a curated record. Gene Ontology annotation, molecular function: DNA-binding transcription factor activity, RNA polymerase II-specific; protein binding; RNA polymerase II cis-regulatory region sequence-specific DNA binding. Lineage: Eukaryota; Metazoa; Chordata; Actinopteri; Cyprinodontiformes; Poeciliidae. Gene Ontology annotation, biological process: regulation of transcription by RNA polymerase II.